Aspergillus saccharolyticus JOP 1030-1 is the source of this 430-nucleotide messenger RNA. RefSeq lists its product as uncharacterized. The transcript has a single exon. Lineage: Eukaryota; Fungi; Ascomycota; Eurotiomycetes; Eurotiales; Aspergillaceae. The coding region runs from base 95 to 391 and encodes 98 amino acids. The record is from RefSeq and is a predicted model, not a curated record.
CGUGUCACGUAGACGUCUGGCUAUGACGGACUGCUUACUAGUAGUAUAGUGUCCGACGAGGACAACAAGACUGACUUGAAAAUUUGCUCGAGCAAUGGAAGAAGAUGGGAAGAAAGACUCGGAUGGUUGUUACAAUAUAUUCAGGCAUCACAUUCCCCUCUCCGCCCCCUUUAUUUUCCCACUCCCUAAAUCCAACAUGAUGCAGAAGAUUCGGGGGAACCCCAGAUCAAGAAGAUACAAUAGUACGAACUCACAAUUAGAUCAAUCAAGCAAAAACAUAAUAAUUCUUUACUCAUACUCUCUCAAAACAACUGCGCUUUGCACUUUUGGGGUUGGAGGCCAUUAUGAAACAUCCCGGAGAAAGACAUCAACGUCGCUGCUGCUGCUGUGAUUGAGAAGAACGCGGGGUAUAAAAUCUAAAGGUCAGAGG